GUUAUAAACAGAAAAAUGCAAUUCGUCCUUUUUAUCACUUUUCUUGCUGUAUAUUUCACAAGAAAUGUGUAUGGCAAUAAAUAUUCUAAAGAUUUGAACAAUAACUGGCAUGAAAAUGAGGAGAAUCCAUUUAGAAUGAAGAAAGUAAAUUUACUUUGGGAAAAGGCUAAAAAGAGGCUUGAAGGUCCUAAAAUAGCAGAUCUUUAUGCAGAUUUGAGGAUUCAUGACAAAAUGGAAGGAAAAUUGAAGAAAAUGAAGUUAGAUGAAAUGGAUAAAGAUGGGUUAUAUGAAGCAGAAGUUUUGACAAGAUUUAGAAAUAUUGUGUUUAAAUAUGGUUUAGAAGAUUUUUUCUCCUUAGAGGAUCCAGGAUGGUUUAAUGAAAUUCCUGAAAAUGAUAAAAAAUGGCCAGUUUUCACCGAUAAAAAAUUAGAUAAAAUAUGGAAAAGAGCAUCAUUGUCAGAUUUUUCAGAUGAAGAGAUAGAUAAACUAAGGGAAGAAUUCAGACAUCAACAAAUGAAAAUAGAUGAAUUAAAUACUUUAAAAAGUUAUUUUGAUGAAAAUGAUAUACAUGAACAGAAGAAUGACGAAGCCAAAUAUGCUAUUUUAAAAGAUAAAAAGUCCAAUAUGAAGGAAAUUAAUCAUGCUGUUAAAGAAGGUUAUAUGAAAUUAGAGACUAUGAUGAAAGAUUCCAAUCCAGAUGUAUCAUUUAAAGAUUCUAGAGUGUAUAAGCUUUGGGCUCUCAUUAAGAAAACAAAUUUAUCUGAGGAGGAGUUGCAAUCUUUUAAGGAGGAAUUAAAACAUUUUGAACAUCGAAUAGAAAAACAUGAAUAUAUACAGAAUCAGGUGGAGCUAUCUAAAGUUGCCCUUAACGAGGAAGUUAAAGAUGGAGUUUAUCCACAAACACACUUAGAUUUAGAAGACAAAGCUAAACAUUUUAAACGCAAGGUGAAAAAGAUACACAUUGAUUUAGAAAAUAGAGUAAACAAACUAGUUAACAAACAUACAGAAUUAUAG
Molecule: messenger RNA, 1014 nt
Organism: Lottia gigantea (owl limpet)
Lineage: Eukaryota; Metazoa; Mollusca; Gastropoda; Lottiidae
Exons: 7
Coding region: 16-1014 (332 amino acids)
Biological process (GO): regulation of receptor-mediated endocytosis
Cellular component (GO): endomembrane system; endoplasmic reticulum
Molecular function (GO): heparin binding; receptor antagonist activity; low-density lipoprotein particle receptor binding
Source: RefSeq, a predicted model, not a curated record